CCAAAUCAUCGCGCCACCCAUUGCUUGAGCUCGUCUGGUUAGCGGCACGUCAUACGCCCAGCGCUCCAGCUCUGAUCCGCUGCACGCCUGUUGCGACCUUCCCUCCCAACAGCUCCGCUGCCCCUUACUCCCUUUUGAUCAUCUUCUUCUCCCAGACACGUCGCAGCCAUGAGUAAAAUCGCAAGAUCCGUCAAGAACGUGACAAAGGGCUAUAGCCAGGUUGAAGUCAAGGUCCGGAAUGCCACCAGCAACGAUCCAUGGGGCCCUGUGGGCUCCGACAUGGCUGAGAUUGCCCAAAUCACCUUCAAUAGUUCGACCGACUUCUACCAGGUGAUGGACAUGCUGGACAAACGACUCAACGACCGAGGCAAAAACUGGCGCCACGUCCUCAAAUCGCUCAAGGUGCUUGACUAUUGCCUGCACGAGGGCUCAGAGCUCGUCGUAACCUGGGCGCGCAAGAACAUCUACAUCAUCAAGACAUUGCGCGAAUUCCAACACAUUGAUGAGGACGGCCGUGACGUCGGUCAGAAUGUGCGAAUGGCAGCCAAGGAGUUGACCUCGCUCAUCAUGGACGAGGAACGAUUGCGCGCCGAGCGAGCCGACAGGAAGUCGUGGAAGUCGCGAGUUACGGGCAUUGAGGAAUAUCCUGGAGGGGGACCCCAGGGUGUAGAUCACGAUGCGCAAAGGCGCCAGCGGAACGGCGAACAGCGCCGUAACCGUAGAACAGAAGAAGAAGACAUUGAGCUUAGGCUAGCCCUUGAGGCUAGCAGGAAUGAGGCCGAAGAAGAAAAGAAGCGUCGAGAACGCAGCGCGAGGGCCGACGAGAAUGAUGAUGAUCUGGAAAAGGCGAUCAAGCUGAGUAAAGAGGAGGAGGAGUUGCGCCGCAAGGAGCUCGAACAAACCAAUGCCGACCUGCUUUUCGGAGAGACUACCGCCCAGCCAAGUGUCUACCAGCCCACCGGAAACAACCAGGGUUAUCAGCAGCAGGGUCAGGUUGACUGGUUUGGCAACCUUGUGGAUCCAAAUCAGCAGCAGCAGCAACCCCAAAACACUGGUUUCCUCAACAGUGCAUACGCUCAGCCUACCGGAAUGCAGCCCCAGCAGACGGGAUUCCAGAACGGGUUUGGAGGCUAUGGAGGUUACCAACAACAGCCACAACCGACGGGAUUUGAUCAGUUUGGCGCCCAACAGCAACAGCAAUUUUUGCAACCUCAGCACACUAUCCAGCCCCAGCAAACCGCUUUUACGAACAAUCCGUAUGGCCAGUUUGGCGGAUUUGGAGACAUGAGUCAGCAGCAGCAACCACAGCAAGACCAGAACACACUCCAACCUGGCAACCACAACCCAUGGGCUACCAACAAGACCCAGGAAUCCCUGAUGCCGCAGCCGACUGGCUCCAAUAACCCGUUUGCGCAGUCUUUCAACCGACCGCAGCCAACACAGUCCUUUACACAACCGACGCUGAACACUCUCAGCGAGCAAAAGACUCAGACGCAGUUCAACACCCCGUCCUUCAGCCCACAGCCAUCAUUCUCUCCACAGGCGACGCCGCAACCGCAGCAGCAACAGCGACCACAACCGCCACAGAAGGAAAUGGACCCGACCGCUGCGCGACUCAACGCACUCUUGGCAACUGGAGAGGGUCAGGACACUUUUGGCAACGUAGGAAACAUGCGUAUUCCCGCUCAGCACACUGCGCCAGGAACGUUUGUCAACUCUGCCGGCGCGGGCUUGAACAAGAUCAACGCAAAUGCCACUGGAAACAACCCCUUCCUGAACUCGCAGUUUACAGGCAUGCCUCAACAAAACCGCUUGAUGCCUGCACAGACUGGACCAGCGAGCAACUUUGGUGCCAACCCUUAUGGCAAUGCCAACCCAUUCGGUGCCCAGCAGCAACAGCAGAACCGACAACCUGGCAGCAACAACCUAAUAGACUUGUAAGUUAGUCUAGGCAGGUAUGCGGAGGAAUUUUCUUAGUUUUUUUUGGUCGCCUCCGCUACCUGGUGUCUGUAACUGGAGGACGGUUACCUAAAGACAUUGUUCCUUAUGCUCUUGAGAUUCUGAGGGGAAGUAGGGGGGGAGUGUCUGAAUGCUUCAUAGUUUCAAGGUUACAACAAACUGCAGGAGGCGGAACAGACGGAUAGGGCGUGUGGUUGUUUUCUGAUUCCCUUUAUUAUUAAUUUCUCGACCGACACCGAUUGUGUAGAUACGAAGCCGGCGGUCUGCACUGUCCUGGCUGCAGUAGGUAACAAUUUGGUGUAAAUCAUUUGACAGAGGCAAAUUUUCGCAACAUCAUUUUA
Molecule: messenger RNA, 2300 nt
Organism: Bipolaris maydis ATCC 48331
Lineage: Eukaryota; Fungi; Ascomycota; Dothideomycetes; Pleosporales; Pleosporaceae
Source: RefSeq, a predicted model, not a curated record